Messenger RNA from Nelumbo nucifera (sacred lotus), 1396 nucleotides. Its product is annotated as mediator of RNA polymerase II transcription subunit 19a-like. Gene Ontology annotation, biological process: positive regulation of transcription by RNA polymerase II. Gene Ontology annotation, cellular component: mediator complex. Gene Ontology annotation, molecular function: transcription factor binding; transcription coregulator activity. Lineage: Eukaryota; Viridiplantae; Streptophyta; Magnoliopsida; Proteales; Nelumbonaceae. The record is from RefSeq and is a predicted model, not a curated record.
UUUCCAGUCCUAGAUGCCUGCGCGUUGUCUGCGUAUUGUUAUUUUUCCAUUCCCUUUCCACUUUGUUGCUUUUCACCCUCUUCCUGCCUUCCAGCCAUUUAGGAUUCUUUCCCACCUUCUGCGUCCGCUUUCAGAUCCUGCUAUCUUGCGCCGUCAAAUGUGCUCUGUCUCGGUCUCUCCUCUUUAAUCUCAAGAUAAGGAAUGGUAGUGUCCUUUCUAUGUCUUUGAUGGAUCCUGAAGUCAAGAGGUUUGGAAGAGGGCGUAAGGAACUUACUGGUGCAGCAGAUCUUAUAAAUCACUACAAAUUGUGGGCACAUCAUGAGUUUUUCUGCAAGAGAUCACUUCCUUUGUCAAUCUCAGAUACAUGUUAUCUUCACAAUGUGGUUGGAGACACAGAAAUUAGAAAAGGAGAAGGGAUGGAAUUGGAUCAGCUCUUCCAGAACACUUUAUAUGCUAGAAAUACAAAUGCACACAUUCAGCCUUUUGACUUGGAUACUCUCAGAGAAGCAUUCCUGCUGAGAGAAACAGCUCCAAUUGAUCUUCCUUCUGCAGAAAAGGGGAUUCCUACCAUUGCAGGAAAAUCAAGAAGUGUGUCCAAAGACGAGGAAAAAAAGCAUAAAAAGCACAAGGACAAGAAUAAGGAUAAAGACAAGGAACGUAAGAAGCACAAACACCAUCACAGGGACAAAAGUAAAGAAAAAGAUAAGGAGAAGAAGAAAGACAAAAAUGGACAACAUGAUUCUGGUGCUGAACACUCAAAGAAACACCAUGAAAAGAAAAGGAAGUAUGAUGGGAGUGAAGAUCUCACUGAUAUCCACAAGCACAAGAAAAGUAAGCAUAGAAGCUCAAAGUUCAAUGAGAUAGGUGCAAUAAAGGUAGUGGGGUGAUAAGCUGUGACCUGAUUCUGUCAAUAUUUCAUCUUUGUAUUUGGUUCCAAAGAGGUUUUUCUUUCAUCAUUAAGCUACCAAAGUUCUUGAGGUAUGGAGUUGUGUUUAUUGUGCCUGUUAAUCUUCAUUCCACUAAUCUUUUUAUUGCUUCACUGGCAUUGCAUGUAGAUAUUUUUUCUUAUCCCUGCAGUUACAAUUCUUUAACAGACCGAGGAACCAUAAAAAGGUCUGCAAGCACCAGUUGAAGCAUAUUAACUGAUGGAUGAAAGUGAUAUCUGUAUCAUAACAAGAGUUCAUUUAACUGCCAGUUCUGUGCAAAAGCUUUUAUCCCUUUCUCAUUUUUGUGGUCCAUACGGUUUCUCAGCGUAUCUGUACAUUAUCAUAAUCUCUUUUUCUUUUCCAAUCCAUUUAACAACUUCUGAUUUUGAGUUGUAGGAAGGGGUGGGGGUGUUAGGUGAAUUAACAUAAAGCGGAAAAAAGUAAGUAAAUUCAAUUAAUUUCUUGAUCAA